GCCUUAUGGAUAAACAUUACCUACUCACAGCAGGCGACCAACAUGACACCUUGACAAGCAUUUAUCAAGAACUGAUAAAGAAGAAGACCACGACUAAUUACUUAUCUAGAUAGAAAUGUAGAGCGGCAAGUUCCGGGAUUUUUUUGACUUCUGGCAUUCAUUGUUUGACGUUUUCAUGAGGGCGCAAAGUACUUACCUCUCCCUGCUGGAUCUCCCCGCCACUGGGGUUCGGCAGACCUGCAGUUCCGGAAGCGCACAGAUGUCCGCGACGAACAAGCCGAAGCCGGUGGCUCCAAAGUCAUCAACCAGAACUGAUCAUGUGUCAUCAAGUUAUGAUCCAGCAGAACAUCCCGCACCUCCCGCAUGCGCUAGUAAAGCCGGUGUGGAAACGAGCGAAAGCAUCCACGAUUUCCUGAAGCUGCUUGCUGAUUUCGAAGAGGAAGCGGGCGACAGUUUGGCGAGUUGUGUGCUCGACCAAGUCGAAGUGGAGGACGAAUUGUCGGCGCCGGAGGACGAAUCGGAAAAUGAAAAUGCUGGUGAACAAGAUUACACACACACCGUGAAGCUGAAUGCACCCGAGCCGUGGGUCGUGAAAACGCUGUUCGAGGUUUUCAGGAACCAGUUUCACGAAGACGAUGCGGGGGCGGACAAGGAGAAGGACGGGAAGGACAGGAGUAGAAAUAAAGGCAACACCCUGUUCGACUUCCAGUUCCUGGAGCAGCGCGCGUUCGCGCGGACGGUCUUGACCGAAAGCGAUUUGGAGGAUUUCGUCUUCCAUGAAGACACCCGAG
Messenger RNA from Amoebophrya sp. A120, 791 nucleotides. The record is from the annotation of a GenBank genome assembly. Lineage: Eukaryota; Dinophyceae; Syndiniales; Amoebophryaceae.